AAAAACGAAAACACAAAAAUCAACCAUCAAUCAUCAGCAACUGGGGAAAAAAAAAAAAAAAAAAAAAAAGAACAUUUCAAAAUUCAAACAAGUCUCUCAUUCCUUCUUGUUCAUCUUCCUCGAUCCAAUAAAAAACGACAGCGUAAAAGCGUAGCCAUGUCAUGGCUUGCUCGUUCCAUUUCCAACACUCUCCGUCUCGACGAAGAAGAAGAAGAAGAAUUCAAACACAAUUCCCCAAACGACGUCGUAGCGCGUGUUGACGAAGAAGAUACAUCCAUCUACGAGGAAAUCGAUUUAGAAGAACGAUCCAAUAAUAACGAUAUUGACAAUGAUAAUCGCGGCGGCGUGAAGGAGGAUUUAUCUGAAUUGAAGGAAACCCUAACGCGCCAAAUAUGGGGCGUGGCUUCAUUUCUCGCUCCUCCACCACCACCUCCUCCGCCGCCGCGAAAGUCGGAUCUGUUCGGGUCGGAUGGGGACCGGAUUGAUCAACCCGAAUUGAUUGAUGGAUCCGAUUAUUAUCAGGAUAUGGAAGGUGAUGAUGCGAUUGCUGGAUUGGAGGAGGAAUAUCAGGAUGAUGCUGUUGGAGUUACAGAGGAAGUGUUAGCUUUCGCUACGAAUAUAGGUCAUCAUCCAGAGACUUGGUUGGAUUUUCCCUUUGCUGAUGAAGACGAAUUUGAUGAUUUUGAGCUCUCUGAUGCCCAACAGAGGCAUGCAUAUGCUGUUGAACGUCUAACGCCGAGACUAGCUGCUCUCAGAUUUGAACUUUGCCCUGCACAUUUGAGUGAAGGUUUCUUUUGGAUGGUCUAUUUUGUUCUGCUUUACUCAAGACUGAACAAGCAUGAUGCUGAGCUUUUGUCUACACCUCAGCUUGUGGAGGCAAGGGCUAUGUGGAUGCAAGAGUUGCAAAAGAAAACAAAACCCGAGUCAGAUUGGUUUGGCAUAGGCACAUUUCAAGCAAAGGAGAGCAUGUAUUCACCGCGUGGAGACUUUGAAUCCAACUCAUCUGAAGAUGCUCACUCUAGAUAUGCUGUGCUCCCAAGAGCAUUUUCUUUUGAACCUCCAACUUGCCACACCGCUUCUGAUGCUGAAACUGAGAAACACUCAAUUGAAAAUACGGAGAUCCAAUUUAUUGACAAGGCAGUUAUUGAAGAAGAUCCUCCAAGCAAAAUCAUUGAAAAGGAGGUGGUAGCUGGCCCAUCUUUUAUACCACCAAUGUUUGAUUAUGAUGAGCAUGAGGAUGACUGGCUGAAAGACAAUUCAGAGUUAGAGGGUUACACAGUUUCUGCUAUUGUGAAUGAGGAGGAUGUUUCGUUUAGUGAUCUUGAAGAUGAUACUGAUUAUCCAAUGCCUAUAAAACCCAAAUCAGUGUCAAUAGAUUAUAGCACAAAACUCAAUGUCUCGUGAAUUUAUCUUCAGCUGCCUGAAGAUUCUUAAUUAUUUUAGGUGAACCCGCCUGCAUGCCAACCUCCAAGUAAUCUGGGGCUCCUAGCAAAAAAAAAUGCUAACUCUCAGUUUCUCCAUGGUUCAGGCAUGUUAGGCUGCAUCUUAACCUGUUCUGGCUUGCAGAAGUUAGCACUUCCUGAGUUGUGUAGUGAUUGUGCAAUCUCUGCUUCUCACAGUUAUCACAAGUUGUGGGUCUCACUUUUUGACGUUGGUGAUCCUAGAUUCUCAUCAUCUCUUGAACCUCACAAAAUGGAUCACAAUAUGCUUCUUUACUUGCACAGUAUAGUGUAAGGCAAUAAGCAGCAUACAUCUCCUUCAUUCUUUGUGUGUUUUGAGGUCAUUAGCUUAAUCGUGACCUAGGGAGGGCAUGAUUGCUAAUUCUCAAAACUGUGUUUGUAUUUGUACAUAUACAUGAAUGUCUCUUACAGCUUGACCUUGCCUAUUAACAAGGCAAUGGAUAUAGUGGGGAGUCAUAUAAGGAAGUGUGACAUUUCUCCCCGAUGAAAGGAAUAUUUUUGUUAUUGCAUAUUGAAGAAUAUCCUAUUUGGUUAUUAA
This is a messenger RNA of Lycium barbarum (goji berry), 1998 nucleotides long. RefSeq lists its product as uncharacterized. NCBI's taxonomy places the organism in Eukaryota, Viridiplantae, Streptophyta, Magnoliopsida, Solanales, Solanaceae. Bases 157 to 1404 code for a protein of 415 amino acids. The record is from RefSeq and is a predicted model, not a curated record. The transcript has 3 exons.